Molecule: messenger RNA, 1007 nt
Organism: Mollisia scopiformis
Lineage: Eukaryota; Fungi; Ascomycota; Leotiomycetes; Helotiales; Mollisiaceae
Product: VanZ like family protein
Exons: 2
Coding region: 107-748 (213 amino acids)
Source: RefSeq, a predicted model, not a curated record
ACGAAGCUGCAACCUAGAGCUCGCUGAACAAACCAAAUAUCCUGUUAAGGAGCGUUUGAAGCUGGAAAUGACCUUUCUCUUCACGCAUCCAUAACAUCACUUCAACAUGCGAAUACGGCUUCCAUUUGCAGGAGCCUUCGUCUUCCUGGCCGCAACGGCUGGCUACGCCGGACUCUCCUCUCUCCAACUCGAUGCCAUUGUAAACGAUAAGAUCCUUCAUUGCGUCACAUUCUUCGUUCUCACAACUUGCUUCUACUGGAUUCUCGAUACGUCCCGUAGGCGCAACUUGAACCUUACGCUCCUCAUCUGUACCGGUAUCCUCGGUGUUGGGUCAGAAUUCCUCCAAGGAUUCCUGCCAAAUGGCAGACAAUUCGAUUUCUACGAUAUCGUUGCGAAUGUAGUGGGGAGUUUGGCAGCGUUGGGGUUGAGCUCCUGGUAUCAUCUGAGGAUGUUGGAAAGAAAGAGAUUGGCCAAGAACUACCAAGCUGUACCCGGAGAGGAGGAUGCUGAUCUGGAGCUCGGCGAGGGCGUUGGAAUCGGGGCACAAGAAUCCGGAACAACCAGUGCCGGAGCGCCGGCUUCACAUAACCAGUCUCUGGAUCAAGAACUGGAUAACUGGGACGAAAACAUUGAAGAUGGCUGGGAGGAGGAUGAGCAUUUGGAUAGUGCGGAGGGCGAAGGAUUGAAGACACCAAGUGCCAGUUCUGCCGGCGAGGAUCUGGGGGAGAGCAAGAAAAGAGCAGAUUGAUGAUGUGUUAUGAUUUGCAGGGCUUCUUUUUGGCGUUCUAGUGCAGCGGAUCACGGAUUUUAGCAACAAAGGGUUUUGAAUGUUGUAUUUUUAUGGCGCAGAUUGGGAAUGUCUCUCAACUUACAAGCCUUCACGAGGAAGGGACACAGUCAAAAUCUCUCUACGCUUGUUUUGAAGCGUAGGUAGGAAAUUACGUUAUAGCAGCCAAAAUAUCAUCUUACACUGCUGAUAUUCCUAAUCCUCUAAAGCGAGUGCUUAU